GCGCACAUUUCUUGAAGUUCCAGAAACAGCAUGUGGAGAUGAGGGUGCUGCUGACAGCACAGGGUGUGUCUCCAACGCUAAACACUCAUUGACCUGUGUAGUAGCUGCUCCCUAGUUUAUCUGGGCUUUCAGUACAGAGAAUCCACUGCUGGUGCAGCAUGGUCCUUGCCUGCCCAGCAUUCUCCAGAGUUCAGGAUUCUAGCCUGCUCCAUGAGGAACUGAAAGACGGAAUGGACAAGUCUACCUUCAGUAAUCGGGAGAUUAAGAAACACGUGCGUCUACAGGAUAGAAGAGGUUCCAAUGUGUCACUGGUGCUGGACAUGAGUUCCUUGAGCAACACAGAACCUAUUCGAGCAGUCUCUACUCCAAGGGACGUCACAGUGCAGCUCCUGAAUUCAGCAAGUCAUGUUCUUACUCAGGAGAUGCUCCAGCAGAAGAUCUGGAAUCUAGAGGAACUUCUAGAGGAGUUCGCGAAAAUCCCUUCAAACUUCGCCAGUUCAGAAGAGCUGGACAUCCCAGGACGAGCAGCAAAGGACAGAUACAAAUCCAUCCUACCAAAUCCCCAGAGUCGUGUCUACCUCAAGAGAGCUGAAAGCCAAGAAGAGGAGAGCUACAUAAAUGCAAACUACAUAAGGGGUUAUGAUGGGCAGGAGAAAGCCUACAUUGCCACUCAGGGCCCCAUGCUAAAUACAGUCAAUGAUUUCUGGACAAUGGUGUGGCAGGAACAGGUUCCUCUUAUAGUUAUGCUCACCAAACUCAAAGAAGAGAAAGAGAAAUGUAUCCGUUACUGGCCUGAAACAGAAGCAACCUACGGGCCUCUCAUAAUCCGAGUGCAUGGCACAUGCGAGUGUGAAGAAUACACCAUCCGAGAUAUUGGCCUGCAGCUCAAAGAUGAAUGUCGCAAUGUGAAGCACCUCGUAUUCCCAUCCUGGCCAGAUCAGAAGGCCCCGGAGUCAGCCAAGACUUUCUUGAACUUAGUUUUGGAGGUGGAAAAAAUCCUGCAGGCUUCACAGAGCACAGGACCUAUUGUUGUGCACUGUAGUGCAGGAAUUGGUCGGACAGGCUGCUUUAUUGCUACACAAAUUGGAUGCCAGCAGCUGAAGGACAAAGGAGAGGUGGACAUUCUGAGAAUAGUAUGCCAGCUACGCAUAGACAGAGGUGGAAUGAUACAAACCAGUGAACAAUACCAGUUCCUCCAUCAUACGCUGGCCAUGUAUGCCUCACAGCUUCGUUAGCAGACUGACUGUGUUAGCACAGGAAAUCAGCAGCCACUUCACCCUUGGAUUGAUGGACUCUAUAAGGCUAACAACUGUCACAUCCAGAGAACUAUAAUGUAUAUUUUAACCCUCUGUAGUCUAAACCAGUUCACAAGAAGAUCAGUCACACUGGUUGCAUAUAAUUGGAUGGUGUUAUAUCUGGAAGCAGACUUUCAAGUGAAGGUCUUUCUUUCUUUGAAAUUUCUGAACAACAAUUUAUGUAAUCCCAAAUUUGAUAUCCUGUUUAUGGGAAAGGCUUUGGCCGAAUCCACACUUCCUUUCUGUUUCUGUGCCUUUUUCGCAAGCAGUGCGCUGUUCAUGCAGAUACUCACAUGCUUUCCCAUUCCGCGUGUUCCCCGCCAUCACCGUGCCACAAUUGCGCCUUCCUUCCAAAUCACAUGAUAGUGGCGGAAAUCCAUUUUCUCCCCGCCUUUUUUUUUUUGCACAGUGCAGAAAGGUCAGUAUACCGGUAAACCAACUGUAGUGAGCAGCGGUUUGUGUGAGAAAAGAAACGGUCACUGGAGCAUGCGCAUGUCACAUGGGGACCGUUUCCCUACUGUGUCCCGCCAUUUUUAAGAGCGCGAGGAACCAAGCCGAGCAAUCCUGUAUUUCCCACAAUGAUCGUCUCCAGUAAACGGCAGGUGCGGAAAACAAAUAUAUUCCUGAAAGCUUAGGAUGCAGGUGGGAGAUUCUACCAUGUGCAAAAGACAGAAUGCAUCAUCUCGUGGUGUUGCAUGGCUGUGCUGCGAAGCAUGCCAACCACAAUCUGAGCCAUCAUCACAAAUAUCACACUCUGAGCAUCCAUGUUGUUAACUACUAAAAGCAGAAAACCACUCUGAGCAGCAGAAUUUCCGGACAAUGCCUUUAAUGUGACAAUCUAAUUUCAAAUUUGCCCGCCAUACCAACCAGCCAAUUGUUAGA
Molecule: messenger RNA, 2177 nt
Organism: Eublepharis macularius
Lineage: Eukaryota; Metazoa; Chordata; Lepidosauria; Squamata; Eublepharidae
Gene: PTPN7
Product: protein tyrosine phosphatase non-receptor type 7
Exons: 10
Coding region: 159-1235 (358 amino acids)
Biological process (GO): protein dephosphorylation
Molecular function (GO): protein tyrosine phosphatase activity
Source: RefSeq, a predicted model, not a curated record